UACUAAUCUGUUUAAUGCAGCUCUCUAGGGAUGGCAGAAAAGCACCUGAAUGCACUGUUCUCUGUCAUUAACCACGCGGAGAUGAACAAGGAGACCACAGCAAAGCGAGGCACAGUACCAUGUGCCUGUGGUCCCCAGUCCUGAGGAGGCAGGGUCACAGAGAUCUGGAGUCCAAGUUCAGCCUUGUUUACCUAGCGACCGUGUGUCUCAAAAAGCAAAGCAGAGCAAAACAACCGAACCACCUCACUAUAUCACUAUAAAUCCAUUGGUGAUUAAGAUGAAAUGAGCGACAUCACUAGAUGCCAGGCAGGGGGCAUCUGGCAUGGAGAAUACAAAAUGGCAUCGCGACUGUAGGGGUAUUUAGUAAUUUCUCACUAAACCAAACACACAGGAGAUAGGGAAAUGGAUCCGUCAAAAAACUUCCAAUUUCUCUAGGACACACACUAUGACCCUUGUACAAGGCAGUCGUUUCCAGGUUCACUGAUCGAUUAAAAUUCCAUCCAAGGCACUUCAGGAGACAUCCCAUCUCUCUUGUCAGAGGAUAGAGGACAGGCUGGAGAGAUGAUUCAGUGGUGAGGUAAGAGCACCCAGGGUCAGUUCCCAGCACCCACACUGCUGCUCACAACCAUCUGGAACUCCAGUACCCAGGGACCUGGUGCCCUCUUUUGAAUGGUAUAUACACAUAGGUGCAAACAAACACUCAUACAAAUACAUGUAAUAAAGAAAUAAAUACAGUGACUGGCGCUAUUUCUUUCAUUCAUUUCUUAUAACAGUUUGGGCACUUGCUAAGUUUCUUACAUAAACCACAUUUUAUCUUGCCAGCAUCCCAAUAAGGUAGCUUUUUUAAAAUGCCCAUUUAUAGAUGAAGAAUAUUAGACUCAGGAUGUUAAAUAAAUCAUCAAAGGCCACAUUAAGAAAGAGACAGAAUAUCUUGGCUGCAGGGCUGGUAUUAUUAGCACUAUGUCCUCCUUUGGAUCUGAGUUUGGUGCAUUUUCUGGAUCUACUUUUGUUAUAUUUUCUUUUUAUAUGUGUCUACUUCCGACUGAAGUAUUAUUUCCCAUUAGUGCUGUUAUAUUGUGUCCAUUUGUUUUCCAAGACAGUAGAAAACUACACACACUCCCUCCCCCACCAAGUUCAACAAGUUUGGCUUUGUAAAGAAAUAAGGAUAGCCUUCCACCAGAUGGGGGCGCUGUGACACGCUCGCCCUACAGGAACUGGCUACUGUGCCCAGAGCCUCUGUGGAGAGCACCGUGUAUACCUGCACACGUGUAUCCCAAACCACUGGAAGAUUACUUGACUCCGUGUGCAUUCACUCCUCCAAAGAACGCUAGCUGAACCUCAAUAACCAGAAGCGUGCACUUGCUACAUUUGACUGGUCCACGCUACUGCCCUCGAGAGACACAGAAACCUGAUAUCUCAAGAAACAUUCAAGUUCCACUUUAAGAACCUAGGCUAUGCCAAAGGCCGGAAAGAUACCUUCUUGUGCUAUGAAGUGACUAGAAAGGACUGCGAUUCACCCGUCUCCCUUCACCAUGGGGUCUUUAAGAACAAGGACAACAUCCACGCUGAAAUCUGCUUUUUAUACUGGUUCCAUGACAAAGUACUGAAAGUGCUGUCUCCGAGAGAAGAGUUCAAGAUCACCUGGUAUAUGUCCUGGAGCCCCUGUUUCGAAUGUGCAGAGCAGAUAGUAAGGUUCCUGGCUACACACCACAACCUGAGCCUGGACAUCUUCAGCUCCCGCCUCUACAACGUACAGGACCCAGAAACCCAGCAGAAUCUUUGCAGGCUGGUUCAGGAAGGAGCCCAGGUGGCUGCCAUGGACCUAUACGAAUUUAAAAAGUGUUGGAAGAAGUUUGUGGACAAUGGUGGCAGGCGAUUCAGGCCUUGGAAAAGACUGCUUACAAAUUUUAGAUACCAGGAUUCUAAGCUUCAGGAGAUUCUGAGGCGAAUGGACCCGCUAAGUGAAGAGGAAUUUUACUCGCAGUUUUACAACCAACGAGUCAAGCAUCUCUGCUACUACCACCGCAUGAAGCCCUAUCUAUGCUACCAGCUGGAGCAGUUCAAUGGCCAAGCGCCACUCAAAGGCUGCCUGCUAAGCGAGAAAGGCAAACAGCAUGCAGAAAUCCUCUUCCUUGAUAAGAUUCGGUCCAUGGAGCUGAGCCAAGUGACAAUCACCUGCUACCUCACCUGGAGCCCCUGCCCAAACUGUGCCUGGCAACUGGCGGCAUUCAAAAGGGAUCGUCCAGAUCUAAUUCUGCAUAUCUACACCUCCCGCCUGUAUUUCCACUGGAAGAGGCCCUUCCAGAAGGGGCUGUGUUCUCUGUGGCAAUCAGGGAUCCUGGUGGACGUCAUGGACCUCCCACAGUUUACUGACUGCUGGACAAACUUUGUGAACCCGAAAAGGCCGUUUUGGCCAUGGAAAGGAUUGGAGAUAAUCAGCAGGCGCACACAAAGGCGGCUCCGCAGGAUCAAGGAGUCCUGGGGUCUGCAAGAUUUGGUGAAUGACUUUGGAAACCUACAGCUUGGACCCCCGAUGUCUUGAGAGGCAAGAAGAGAUUCAAGAAGGUCUUUUGGUGACCCCCCCACCCAACCCCAAGUCUAGGAGACCUUUUGUUCUCCUGUUUGUUUCCCCUUUUGUUUUAUCUUUUGUUGUUUUGCUUUGUUUUGAAGACAGAGUCUCACUGGGUAGCUUGCUACUCUGGAACUCACUACUAGACUAAGCUGGCCUUAAACUCUAAAAUCCACCUGCCAGUGCCUUCUGAGAGCCAGGCUUAAGGUGUGCGCUGCCCACUCCCAGCCUUAACCCACUGUGGCUUUUCCUUCCUCUUUCUUUUAUUAUCUUUUUAUCUCCCCUCACCCUCCCGCCAUCAAUAGGUACUUAAUUUUGUACUUGAAAUUUUUAAGUUGGGCCAGGCAUGGUGGAGCAGCGUGCCUCUAAUCGCAGGCAGGAGGAUUUCCACGAGCUUGAGGCUAGCCUGAUCUACAUAGUGGGCUCCAGGACAGCCAGAACUACACAGAGACCCUGUCUCAAAAAUAAAUUUAGAUAGAUAAAUACAUAAAUAAAUGGAAGAAGUCAAAGAAAGAAAGACAAGAUUAAGUUGUGCAUGAUUGGGUCAUAUGUGUUUGAGGCAGGAGGAUUGCCACAUCCUGGGCUAUACAAUGAGACCCUGUCUCAAACAAAACAAAACAAAACACACCAAAAGAACAGUUUUUAAAUCCCCAAACCUGAAUUCUUUUCUAAUAAAGUGGACAACCAGGCAGGCCCCCUCACCCAUCAGAGUGUGAACAUCAAGGAAGGGAGCCAGCAAACUGGCUCACAGGUGAGCAAGCUGACUGCACCUGAAGAUCAGAGUUCAGAUCCCAGCACCCACCUCCUGUAGCUCACAAUUGAUCUAACUCUAGCUCCAGGGUACCUGGUGCCCUCUCCUGGACUCCAUGGCACCCCAUAUAUAUGUAUGUGUGUUUAUGUAUGUAUAAUGUGUACAUUAUAUAUGCAUACAUGCAAUAUAUAAUUUAUAUGUGUGUGUAUAUAUAUAUAUAAUGUAUAUAUUAUAUAUCUCCCUGUAGUUGCAACCCAACCCAGUUCCCUCUACAUAGGGUGUCUGUCUCAAAAAAAAAAAAAAAAAAGGAGUUUGAUUGAGGAACAAUGACCUGGUCUCCACCUAAGUAUGUAUAACACACACACACACACACACACCACAAAAAAUGGCACACACUUUUUUGGAAACGCUGUUAGACAUAGCCAAAAGUGUGUCCAAAUCCAGUCAGGCUAACAGUGUUAACUGUCCUUUAAAAGUCUUCCUCACCGGGCGGUGGUGGCGCACGCCUUUAAUCCCAGCACUUGCGAGGCAGAGGCAGGCGCAGGCGGAUUUCUGAGUUUGAGGCCAGUCUGGUCUACAGAGUGAGUUCCAGGACAACCAGGGCUACACAGAGAAACCCUGUCUCGAAAGAAAAAACAAACAAACAAACAAACAAACAAGUCUUCCUCUGUUGCUCUUCAAUAGACUAUUCCAUCUUGAUCCUCAAAGAUUUAUGGCCAUUUCAUAACACAAAAUGCAUUUAGUUCAUUUGUAAUGUACCCCCCAAAUUUUUUCUUCAUUGUUAUUUUUAUUUUAUGUGUUUGGAUGUGUUCCCUGCAUGUAUGCCUGCGCAACAUGUAUGCCUGAUGCACACAGAGGCCAGAGAAGGAUUUGGACCCCCUGGGAUUGGAUUUAUGUAUCAGUAUGAGCGACUAUGUGGGCACUGGGAGUGGUGCCUGCAUCAUCUGGGGCAGCUGGUGGUCCUAACUGCUAAGCCAUCUUCCUGGACCUACACCCUAAAAUUUUUUUGGAGGGGGGGCAUUUUUUGAGACAGGAUUAUCUUUGUGUAUCCCUGCUGUGAGCCAUCACUGCCCAUCAUAAAAGCUUAACAGCUAUUAUUAUUCAAAAUGUCAGAGUCUCUUCUGAGACUCAGGCAACUGCUUAACCCUGAACUUCUGUUUAACAACAAAAAACAGCCGGACGAUGGUGGCACACACCUUUAAUGCCAGCAUUUGGGAGGCAGAGGCAGGCAGAUUUCUGAGUUUGAGGCCAGCCUGGUCUACAAAGUGAGUUCCAGGACAGCCAGGGCUAUACAGAAAAACCCUGUCUCGAAAAAACAAACAAACAAAAAAAGCUAUUAUUAUUCAAAAUGUCAGAGUCUCUUCUGAGACUCAGGCAACUGCUUAACCCUAAACUUCUGUUUAACAACAAAAAACAGCCGGACGAUGGUGGCACACACCUUUAAUGCCAGCAUUUGGGAGGCAGAGGCAGGCAGAUUUCUGAGUUUGAGGCCAGCCUGGUCUACAAAGUGAGUUCUAAGACAGCCAGGGCUAUACAGAGAAACCCUGUCUCAAAAAACCAAAACCAAAACGAAGAAACACAAAACAACAACGACAAAAACAAACAAACAAAUCAUACAAAUUGUACACUUCCGGUACUCGAUACCAUGGAGUGAACACCCCCACUCCAAAAGCGGAGAAUGGAGGUAUAGCAAGGAAAGUUUUCUCAAACCAAAACCCUGCAGGACAAACACCAAAGCCCUGUGGCUCUAUGUCUGCCACCUGAGGCUGUAGCUCCCCUCUCCCGCUCUGUCAUAUACAUUUACAUGUAACAUCUCUUGGGACAAGUCCACCCCGUGCCUGCUUUCUCUUGUGGACAGCGCAUGCUCCUGGCAUGUAUAAGACACUGAAGUCUCCAUCAUACUUAGCUUCACCAUCAUCACAGCCUCUCCAAACGACUCAGCUUCCUUACCAGUGAUCCAAGUCUGACAGUGACUUACAUAGAGGUUUCUGGACUCUUGGUGCAAGCUCCCGUGGGACCGUCACAAUUGGCAUUUUGCAUGCCAGCCAAACAAAUACAAUGUGGAUGAUA
This is a messenger RNA of Mus musculus (house mouse), 5390 nucleotides long. RefSeq names its product apolipoprotein B mRNA editing enzyme, catalytic polypeptide 3 (gene Apobec3). Gene Ontology annotation, biological process: response to other organism; defense response. NCBI's taxonomy places the organism in Eukaryota, Metazoa, Chordata, Mammalia, Rodentia, Muridae. The transcript has 8 exons. Gene Ontology annotation, molecular function: zinc ion binding; hydrolase activity. Gene Ontology annotation, cellular component: cytoplasm. The coding region runs from base 1649 to 2542 and encodes 297 amino acids. The record is from RefSeq and is a predicted model, not a curated record.